AUGGGAGAAUAUUUAAUUGAACACCGUAAGGAGGGAGCGCUUGUCGCCGAAAUAAGAGGCUGCAGGAUAUUUUCAACGAAGCCUGCUUCUCCCGCUAAACAAUCUUCACUGACACUAAUACUGCAAGACUUGUUUUUACCAAAAGGAUAUCCUAAUUCCGUUUCUCCUGAUUACAUCGCGUACCAGAAGUGGGACACUUUGCAGGCGUUUGCAAGUUCGAUGACAUCUGCACUAGCUACUGAAGCUAUACUUCGUGGAGCUGGAGUGGGGAAUAAAAGUGCAUCAGUGUUAGCUGCCGCCGUUGCUUGGUUGUUAAAAGAUGGUUUGGGCAUGGUUUCGAAGAUUGGUUUUACUUGGUACAGUAGUUCAAAACUAGAUUCUGACUGCAAAACUUGGCGAUUAGUAGCGGAUAUUUUCAACGAUGUUGCUUUUUCGUUGGACCUUUUCGCUCCUAUGUUUCCGCGGGUUUUCACAUUUAUUGUUUGCAUAUCAUCUGUAGCACGUUCUAUCGUUGGUGUUGCUGGAUGUGGAACUCGCGCAGUGGUCGUCCAGCAUCAGGCUAUAAUUGGGAAUGCCGCUGAUGUGGCGGCCAAAGAUAGUGCACAAGAGACUCUUGUUAAUGUUUCCGCUUUAUUGUACAGUUUAAUACUCUUACCAUUGAUCAGUGGAAAUAUUACUGUUACUUGGGUUUUAUACAUCUUAUUCACUUUUAUCCACUUAUCUGCUAACUAUCGUGCUGUAAUGGCUUUAAAUUUGAGAACAUUCAAUCGCAGCUUGCUUUACGUAGUAACAAGGGCAUAUAUAAAAAACGGUUCAGUACUGUCAGUUUCAAAAGCGAAUGCUCGUGAGCCGCUGUUCCAGCGGCUUCCCGGUGUAAGACAUUAUGGCGUAUCACUCAUUGACGUUUUGACGCCUACUUCGAGCACUGCUGCAAGGUUUUUGGAAACCGAUUUUGCUGUUAUGUAUGAUGGAGCGAAAGCUGAGUCUCAAACUGCGUCUUUAGCUAUUUCUUCUGGUAGUUCUUUCGAAGCUCAGGUCAGGGGAGCAUUUUAUGCGGAAUAUGCUCUUGCGACAGGAAAGUUAGUUGCAUUUAUUUUCUUGUAA
Enterobius vermicularis (human pinworm) is the source of this 1104-nucleotide messenger RNA. Lineage: Eukaryota; Metazoa; Nematoda; Chromadorea; Rhabditida; Oxyuridae. The record is from the annotation of a GenBank genome assembly.